AUGUCUCCUCACGCAGAUGCCUCGACCACGUCCUUAGGGAACGGCUCGAACGGUUCGGCGACUUCGUCUAGAUAUCAUUCUUCUUCGACCAAGGCUGCCAUUCAGGCAGAGAACCAAUACGCUGCUCAUAACUACCACCCGCUCCCUGUCGUUUUCGCUCGCGCGCAGGGUGUUGACGUGUGGGACCCUGAAGGCAAGCACUAUAUCGAUUUCCUCUCCGCAUACAGCGCCGUGAACCAAGGCCAUUGUCACCCGGAGCUAGUGAAAGCUCUCACCGAACAGGCUGGAAGGUUGACCUUAAGCUCCAGGGCAUUUCACAAUGACGUGUUUCCCAAAUGGGCGGAAAAGGUGCAAGCGAUGUUCGGGUACGACAUGGUCCUGCCGAUGAACACAGGAGCGGAGGCAGUAGAAACGGCUAUCAAGAUUGCACGAAAGUGGGCCUAUAAGGUUAAAGGAGUGCCCCAAGGCAAGGCUUUGGUAUUCGGUGCGGAAGAAAACUUCCAUGGCCGCACGAUGACGGCGGUGACUCUAUCCACCGAUCCAGAGUCGAAGGAUAACUACGGACCAUACGUUCCAAAUAUUGGUGCUAUAUCCCCCUCCACUGGUAAGCCUAUUCGGUACAACAACGUGGCAGAGUUGGAGGAGGUACUUGAGGCUCAUGGGCGUGAGACCGCUGCAUUCAUUGUCGAACCGAUUCAGGGCGAGGCGGGGGUAGUGGUCCCCGAUGAGGAUUACUUGAGUAAAGUGCACGCACUAUGCAAGAAACACAAUGUGCUCUUGAUCUGUGAUGAAAUUCAGACGGGCAUCGGUCGCACAGGUCGGAUGCUGUGUUCUGAAUGGGCUGGCAUCAAGCCGGACAUGAUUACUUUGGGGAAGGCUAUUUCUGGUGGCAUGUAUCCCGUCAGUUGCGUCCUCAGUAGUAAAGAGAUCAUGCUUGUUGUAGAGCCUGGAACUCAUGGCUCGACGUAUGGCGGAAAUCCGCUAGGCUGCGCUGUCUCUAUACGUGCUCUCGAGCUCAUGGAAGAGGAGAAGCUUACCCAGAAGGCUGAAAAGCUUGGUAACAUCUUCCGCGAUAGUCUGGCAUCAUUUAAUUCGCCUAUCAUCAAGACUAUCCGUGGAAAGGGAUUACUAAAUGCCGUUGUAAUUGACGAAUCAAAGGCCAAUGGCCACUCAGCUUGGGACCUUUGUCUUCUCCUGAAGGAGAAGGGUGUUUUGGCUAAACCGACACAUGGGAACAUCAUCCGGUUCGCACCGCCGUUGGUCAUUUCGGAAGCACAACUUCGAAAUGCCAUAUCCAUCAUUGGCGAUGCGUUGCAGGAGCUACCAAAGAUGAAGCAACACGAGAACGUCCACGUCGGACUGGAGAAUUGA
Molecule: messenger RNA, 1371 nt
Organism: Daldinia caldariorum
Lineage: Eukaryota; Fungi; Ascomycota; Sordariomycetes; Xylariales; Hypoxylaceae
Product: ornithine aminotransferase
Exons: 3
Coding region: 1-1371 (456 amino acids)
Cellular component (GO): cytoplasm
Molecular function (GO): identical protein binding; pyridoxal phosphate binding; L-ornithine transaminase activity
Source: RefSeq, a predicted model, not a curated record